AGUUUUAAAAAAUAGUAAACAAAUUUUAAAAUUUAGUGUUUUUAACUACCAAACCUUUGAAUAUAUGAAAAAAAAAAUUAAAACAAUUAGUGCUUUUUGCGUGCUAAUUUAAUGCAAAUUAUAGAAUUUGUUUUAUAAAAAUUAAAUCAAAUUAAAUCCCGCAAAGGCAGCCACCUCUUUUUGGAAUAUUAUUCAUUUUUAUAACACGCUACGUUGCUUAUUAUUCUAUACAACCUAACCCAGCAAACAAUUUUGCUGUUUGUUAGCGUGUUUAAAGUUAAACGUGCUUUUUAAUUUAUUCGUUUUUUUGUUUACCUUUGUGUAAACGGCUUCACAGUGGCUCUUCACUCAACAGAAGCCUUAAUGGCUGCCGGUUUUCUUAAAUCGGGAGAUUUGGGACCCCAUCCACACAGUUAUGGUGGUCCUCAUCCUCAUCAUGGACCACAUGGACCUUUGCCGCCUGGUAUGCCGAUGCCGUCAUUGGGACCCUUUGGUUUACCCCAUGGCCUAGAGGCCGUCGGGUUCUCCCAAGGUAUGUGGGGUGUUAAUACCCGCAAACAGAGACGUGAACGCACCACAUUUACCCGAGCCCAGCUGGAUGUUUUGGAGGCUUUGUUUGGCAAAACACGUUAUCCCGAUAUAUUUAUGCGCGAAGAAGUGGCUUUAAAGAUUAAUCUACCAGAAUCUAGAGUACAGGUCUGGUUUAAAAAUCGUCGCGCCAAAUGCCGCCAACAGUUGCAGCAGCAACAGCAGUCAAAUAGUUUAAGCAACUCGAAAUCGGUUAAUUCGGGUUCCGGUUCCGCCUCGUGUUCAUCCUCCUCCUCACGCAAUACAUCGAAUAACGGCAGCAGCAAUUCCAAUUCAACGAAUUCUUCCAAAUCCAACAGUCAUCAUUCCUCGUCCGCCAAUAACAAUAACAACAACAAUAACAGCAACAAAUCAAAUAACAAUUCAUCGAAUAAUAAUUCCUCCUCACAGGGCUCUUCGGCCGCAGCGGCUGCAGCAGCCGUGGCACAAUCCAUUAAGUCACAUCACAGUUCCUUCCACAAUUCCUCCUCGUCCGCCUCCGCCGUUACACCAAGCAGCUCCUCAGCCGUUUCACAUUUACAUCACAUGGCCGGCAGUAGUGUGGGUUCGGGGUCAGCUGGUGGUCUUAAUACCUCGGGCGGUGCUAAUCAUCAGAAUUCUUCACCUUUACUGCCCACACCUGCCACCUCGGUUAGUCCGGUUAGUAUUGUGUGCAAGAAAGAACAUCUGGGCGGUUCCGGCUAUCCGGGCUCAAAUGUUGAUGCUUUGCGUGGCUCAUCUUAUGAUACUCUUAAGGAAUCGGGUGGCGAUAUCAGUUCUAGUUCUCAUCAUCAUAGUAUUUAUGGCACAGCUGCCUCCGCCAAUCCUCGACUUUUACAACCUGGUGGCAAUAUUACGCCCAUGGAUUCGAACAGCAGCAUUACCACACCCUCACCUCCCAUUACACCCAUGUCUCCACAGUCGGCGGCCGCAGCUCAUGCUGCCCAAACCGCCCAAUCGGCUCAUCACUCAGCCGCCCAUUCGGCCGCCUAUAUGUCCAAUCAUGAUUCCUAUAACUUCUGGCAUAAUCAAUAUCAACAAUAUCCCAACAACUAUGCUCAAGCGCCGAGCUAUUACUCUCAAAUGGAAUAUUUCAGCAAUCAAAAUCAAGUCAACUAUAAUAUGGGUCAUUCGGGCUAUUCAGCUGCCACCAAUUUCGGUCUCUCACCUAGUCCCUCGUUUACGGGCACCGUUUCGGCUCAGGCAUUCUCACAAAAUAGUCUAGACUACAUGACGCCUCAGGAUAAAUAUGUCAAUAUGGUGUAGAAUCUGCUGAUACAAUAUUGCGGCAAUAAAUCGGAUGAUGAUUCAGUCAGUGGUUCAUAUGUCUCGACUAAAGCGCCGUUUGAGUAUGCAUAAAUUUUAAGGUGAAAAUUGUUGUUUUUGUUUUUUUAGUAGUCUGAAAUUCACUAGAAAUCAGUUUUAAAACAUAUCCUACAAUGAAAUUAAAGUAUUUUUAAUUUUUUUUUUUUUUUUUGGUUAAAAGGAAAAAAGAGAAAAAUUUUAUAAGAAAAUAUCAAAUUUUAGCUUGAAAAUCUAAAAAGAAAGCAAAAAGUUUUAAAUGUAAAGAAAGAGGUUUUGAAAAUUAUGAAAACUCUAUUUGGCUCCCAGAUCGGCAAAGAGCUUUCUUGCUCUCUUAAAAGAGAACUUAUUUUUUGCUCUCUGCUGAUGUAGGCUUUGGUUAGUUAGUUAUUCAUAGCACUCUCUUUCAUGAAUUUUUAAACAAUUCUUGAUUUCCUACAUCAUCAGAGACUAAAAACUAAGUUCUCUUACUGGUUUUUAUCGUUUUUUUAUACAAGUGUUUAAAGAGUGCAAAAAAGCUCAUAAUAAAGCUUCUUGCCGAUAGGGACUUUAAUUUUAUUGAUUUUUUAAAUAAAAUGCUACUUUGGUUUUCUAAAGAAAUUUUCUAAAAACUAAGAAAAACUUGUAAAUAACUAUUGAUUCAUUUUUUAUCAUUUAACAGCCAAGAUCAACGAAAAUCGAGUGAUAAAAUUUAAAAAAACACAUAAUAAGUAUACAAUCUAAAAAAAGACAUAAUUUGUACUCAAAAAUCCUUAAAAAAAAACCGAAAUGAAAUGAUAAAAAAUUAAAUUAAAACCCAAAUAAACUU
Molecule: messenger RNA, 2677 nt
Organism: Lucilia cuprina (Australian sheep blowfly)
Lineage: Eukaryota; Metazoa; Arthropoda; Insecta; Diptera; Calliphoridae
Gene: oc
Product: homeotic protein ocelliless
Exons: 4
Coding region: 364-1833 (489 amino acids)
Biological process (GO): regulation of transcription by RNA polymerase II
Cellular component (GO): nucleus
Molecular function (GO): RNA polymerase II cis-regulatory region sequence-specific DNA binding; DNA-binding transcription factor activity, RNA polymerase II-specific
Source: RefSeq, a predicted model, not a curated record